AUGGCGGGGACUUUUGGUUCCGUGCUGCAAGCGCUGUGCGUGAUGCAGUGGAUGCUGACCUUCCUCUUCCUCGGGCCGGGCUCGGUGCUGGCGCUGCUGCUGCUGCUGAGGACGCGGCUCUGGAUCGUCCCCGUCACCUACGCGGGGUGGUGGCUCUGGGACUGGCACGGGCCCGAGCGGGGGCCCCGGCACUGGGACUGGCUGCGGAACUGGCGCCUCUGGGACCAUUUCUGUGACUAUUUCCCCAUCACGGUGAUCCGCGAGUGUCCCCUCCCCCCCGGGCGCAGUUACGUCCUCCCCGCCCACCCCCACGGCAUCUCCUGCAUCGGCGUCUUCGGGGCCUUCGUCACCGGGGCCCGCGGGGCCUGGGGUCCCUGCCCGGGGCUGCGCCCCAGCCUGGCCGCGCUGGAGGGGCUGUUCCGGCUGCCGAUCUACCGGGAGUACGCCAUGGCCGCCGGCCUGUGCCCGGUGAGCCGGCGCUGCCUGGACGCCGUCCUGGCGCGGGGGUCGCAGGCGCUGCUGAUCAUGGUGGGCGGCGCGGCCGAGGCGCUCGAGGGGACCCCGGGGCGUCACCGCGUCACCCUGCGCCGGCGCCGCGGCUUCGUGCGCCUGGCCCUGCGCCACGGGACCAUUCCGACCCCAUUUUAA
Vidua chalybeata is the source of this 648-nucleotide messenger RNA. RefSeq names its product 2-acylglycerol O-acyltransferase 3-like. The transcript has 7 exons. Gene Ontology annotation, molecular function: diacylglycerol O-acyltransferase activity. Gene Ontology annotation, cellular component: endoplasmic reticulum membrane. NCBI's taxonomy places the organism in Eukaryota, Metazoa, Chordata, Aves, Passeriformes, Viduidae. The coding region runs from base 1 to 648 and encodes 215 amino acids. Gene Ontology annotation, biological process: triglyceride biosynthetic process. The record is from RefSeq and is a predicted model, not a curated record.